Chlorocebus sabaeus (green monkey) is the source of this 4577-nucleotide messenger RNA. NCBI's taxonomy places the organism in Eukaryota, Metazoa, Chordata, Mammalia, Primates, Cercopithecidae. The record is from RefSeq and is a predicted model, not a curated record.
UUUCUUUCUGUUUCCCUGCCAUUUCUUUUUUGGUUUUGGUAAAAGAAUAAAAAAAGAAGAGCAUAUGCUGAAAGAAAUUAGGUACACAACAGGGACUGAAAUAAUUUCAAAUAAUUUUUCUUUUAGCCAGAUUGCUAGUAUACAAUAAGAAUACAUUUUGAUUCAGAACUUUUAUGAAGAACUUGUGCAUUUUAUUGUAACAUCUGUUUCUACAUUUUAAUUUCUCUCCUUCCCUUUGUAGGUAUUUGCAUGCUUUUUUUUUCCAAGUGAGAAGACCUUUUGCUUUGCCACAAGAAGGCUAUUAUCCAGAAUGUUAAUGGGUUUUCAGCUAUUAAGAUGUAAUGAUAUACCUUGAGUAUUUAACUAUAAAUUUGAAAAAUCUCCAUGAACAAUCUCAAAGGAAUACUUAGAAUGCACUCCUGGUAAAUUGGCUCAUUUUCCUGUAAUUUACUGGAAGUGCUGAUAUGAGAGCAGUCCUAAUGUGAAAAGUACAUUAAUCCCUGGAGUUACAUUGUAUGUAUUAAAUUAUUACUCUCAAAGAAUAAAAUGUAUGGGGCCAUUUAGCCUUCAUUCACACUUGUUACUUGGAAUCACAGUGGAAAAACAAUCACUUAUCUUUUGAUGCACAAAAUUGGAAGGGAUACAUUUAAUAUCUUUUAAGACCAUAGGCACAGUGAUGCUGAGUUACACUUUUGCAUAACAAUUGCUGUUUUCUAAAAGAAGGACAUUUCUCAUUGGAGCAUGCUUCUUCUGGCUUUGUGGAGGCCCGUGCCAUCCACUUGGUAAUUGAAAUAUUUUUAGAAACCCAUAAUGCAGCUUUCUUUCAUGUCAGUAAAAAAGAUUAGUCAGCCUUCCAGCCACCAGCAUCCACCACUUGGGGAAUUAUUUAGGACGGUGGCCAACUUGCAGGAGCCGCAGUUGCGGGAGCACUUAGGUCUUGUUUGGCAUUUUGUCUAAUUGUGCUUUCCUUUUUUGCCAGGAGAUUGAAAGUUGUGGAACCAUAAUCUCUGACAUCAGUUGUUUUUUGAUAAGCAGCUAUUUAUGAUUCUGGAAGAUUAAGGCAGAUAGGAAGCCCCAUCUGAGAUUUUAAGAAAUCUCUCAAACAGUAAACCACAUCAUGGACAUACAGCUGGACCCUGCCGGAGAUGACCUGCCUCUCAUGGCCAACACCAGCCACAUACUAGUGAAGCACUAUGUGCUGGAUUUGGAUGUGGAUUUUGAAAGUCAAGUCAUUGAGGGGACCAUAGUGCUUUUCCUUGAGGACGGAAACAGAUUCAAGAAACAGAAUCGCUCUAUCGAGGAAGUCUGCCAAUCAGAGUCAAACAAAGCCUGCAAAUUGGGGAUGCCUGAGCCCUGCCAUGUUCCUGUGACAAAUGCAAGGACCUUCUCAUCUGAAACGGAAUAUAAUGAUUUUGCAAUUUGUAGUAAAGGUGAAAAAGAUACUUCUAAUAAAGAUGGUAACCAUGACAACCAGGAACAUGCUUCUGGGAUUUCUAGCUCGAAGUACUGCUGUGACACAGGGAAUCAUGGGAGUGAGGAUUUUUUGCUAGUGUUGGACUGCUGUGAUUUAUCUGUGUUAAAAGUCGAGGAGGUGGAUGUUGCUGCUGUGCCAGGUAUGGAAAAAUUUACAAGGUCUCCCGAGCUCACUGUUGUUUCUGAGGAGCUCAGGAAUCAGAUUGUACGUGAACUUGUGACUUUGCCUGCAAAUCGUUGGAGGGAGCAAUUGGACUAUUAUGCUCGCUGCAGCCAGGCUGCUGGCUGUGGGGAACUCCUCUUUGACACUGACACUUGGAGCUUACAGAUCAGGAAGACAGGGGCUCAGACAGCUACUGACUUUCCUCAUGCUAUCAGGAUAUGGUACAAAACUAAACCCGAAGGGCGAUCAGUUACAUGGACCUCAGACCAGAGUGGCAGGUAGGUUAUCCGAGCGCUUCGAAGCCCCGUGCCUGUUAAUCUUGUACACUGCAGGAAUGCUUUCAAACAUGAGACCGGUUCUGCAGAGAUGCUCCUGUGUCUUCUGUGACAUGACCCCAGUAGCCUCAAAUCCUUAGACCUACAGUGAAGCAGGUAAAUUCCCAGGCAUGCUAAACCCUUAAUAGGAUUAGCUCCCUUAAGUCAGGAUGAAAAGAUUAUUAAGCCCUCCUAUUUCUGAGUUAAGAGAUUGAAAGGCAAGCUUAAUGCUGAAAUCCUGAGCCUUGCUCUCCAUUGAGAUCUCUGCUAGUGACUUGGAGUGCUGUAGAUGGGAGUAAUACGUCUCCAAGUGAGUACUUCCUUCACGUUCCUUCAUAGUCCCUUGAGAGACCAGACUGCCAUGAAGUUGGGUUGGUGUGAAGCCUGGCAAAGUGCUUUCAGAUAAAGCCGGCUCUGCUUUGUGCAUUUCUUACCGUACCUGUCUAUUGGCAGCUAUGCCUCCCUGACUUUUGUCAGUUUUCAGGUAAUGUGACACCCCCCCCCCCCCAAAGCAUACAAAAGACCUAUUUCGGAGGAACAUAACAGUCCUCUGAGACCGCACACUGGCUUCUUUGGCCGUGAUUCUUGGUGUCUGGUACCAGAAAGACCCCUGGGUUUUAGUUCGAGGAAGAGGAGUUGAUGAGGCAUCGUUUUCUGGAGGGUACAUUUAGGCAGCCCUUCCUCCAACAGUUGUUCAGAUUUUUAAAAAUCCUUUUCUUAUUGUUCUUCCUCCAACAGUUGUUGAGAUUUUUUUAAAUUUGAGAAUUUUAAAAUCAAACUUUAUUGAUUCCUCCGUAUUUUACCUAUUUGUGCCAAAGUACUGCAUUCAAUAUGGUAAUUAUUGCAGAGCUUGGAUGAGGAACGUUGACCUCUGUUAGCUGGGUUUGAGAGCCUUCUUUUAUAGCGUUGGAUUUCCUUAAUCGAAGCGGUGGUCUUCGGCAACAGCUUACAUGUCUCCCUCAAUUCUUCCCCCAAAACGCCUUGCAGGUACAGUUUUUUAAAGCCUCACUUCGACUUUGAGCUCUAAUUAUUCAUUCCUUUCCUCUAAUCUUACCUCCUGUUCUGGUCUCCCACCCGGCUCAGAAUGAGUUCACUUCCUGUCUUAUUUCUGUUAGAGUCUGAGGCAGCCAUUGGGAAAUUGCUGGGUUGGUGCAAACUUACAUCAGUACAAAAGCAUAGUGAUUUAUUUAUAGAAUAACUUAUUAGAUAUUUUUUGGAGACUGUGGAAGAAUGAAACAGGUGUUCUUAUUGUAUCUUCACGCUUCCUGAAAUUAUUAAAGAUGGGAAUUUCAAUACGAUUUAACAAUAUGCUAUCUGAAUAUUUACCUAGGAAAUUGUAGUUUUUAUACUCCUAGAUAUUUCAUUUUUGAACUAGAAUAAUGAGGAAGAAGAAACUAUUGACAGAAUUUGGAAGAAAUAUUUGUGGCCUCAAACAUGACUUUCUCCUGAGUGCUCACUGCAAAGAAAGAGCUUAGACUGGUGAAUUAAGUGACAUGUAAAAGUGUCGAGUACUUAUGGGUAAAUGAUAGUUUCUGUAAAGAAAUUAAAGAGGUCCUUGGGCACAGUUUGCUCCUUCAAAGGAUAAUUUUACUCUUGAUAUCUCAUUUUCUGAUAAUUCAAUAAACUAUAUGAUCACAGCAGAUGUUUAAACUGUAUCCUUGGAAGUUUGGGAAUACGCCUUAGUAUAUUAAUGCCAUUUGUGCAGUCUUCUGAGGAUAAGAAAAGUUAUUUUAAAAAGCAAAUCCUAAAAAGAUGUUUUCUCUUUUUUUCCCCUUUUUCUGGGGUGGGGAAUUUUAUAUACAGUCAGUUGUGAAGGAGCACCAGGUGUCUCUCAGCGCUCCCUUGGCUGCAGAAUACAUCUCAGGAUGUCCUGGUAAUUGUUUGGAUAUGUUAAGGACUUUAAAAUGAGUAAGGAAUGCCAGUUUGCUAGACAGAAAUAACUUCUUAGUGAUAUAAAUGAAUAGUAAUUGUCAAGAUCACAAUACUUUAUGAAUAUAAUUGUGUGAAAAUGUAACAUUUUACAGUUGCCUGAAAAACAUAAUUAGCUAGAGCUUAUUCCUCCAGGGGACAGAGUCUACAUUUAUUAAAACUAAAAUAGUUUCUACAUAUUUGUUCCUGAAUGGCAGAAUAUUAUCAGUUAUACCCACUAUAAGUUCUCAGGCUGGGAUGAGAAGCUCUUUAUUCUCAUUUUACAGGUAAGAAAAUAAAUAAAUGGAAGCUUCUAGAUAAAUCUGUAUCUCAAGUGAGAGAGAGAAUGACUUUUUUUGAAUUUGAUCUUCACAUGUCACUUACUGUAUGCAAAGUUUUCAAGUAUAUUUAAAACAUAAAUUUAUUAUAUUAACUUUCAAUAAAUUUCUGUUUUUAGAUUAGACAGAAAUAUAAGAAAAUCUGUAAACUGGUACCUUUUCUUUUAAGUUCCAUUAGUGGCUUCCCCAUUUCCCACCUGCACCGUAUCCCAGCUGAGAAUAAAACUUAUGAGUAUCAAAGUGAAAUAGCUUAAUAUAGAUAUGGAUGGUUGCAUAUGGAAAUAAUUACAGAUAUGUGUUUCAAAGGGUUAGUGUGUGUACAUGUACACAUGUGCAUAUACGUGUAUGUGUAUAGAUGUAUAUAUGUACAUACACAUGCAC